CAGGGAGAGGAUUUCUGGGUUUACGUCGACGUGUCAGCUAAGGAAGUGGAGUGGUUGGCUGCAGCCUUCCAGCAAGCUAAACCGACCGUAUUAGAAAAUACCUAGUUGGCAUAACACUGCUAUAAAGAACUGAAUCGUUGAUGAAAAAUUGUUGGAUUUUCCAGGCUUUUAUAAGUCAGCUUCUUGAAUCAUUGUCUGUGGAAGUGCAGUAGCGUUUCUGGAAGAUGUUGACCAAAUUUGAGACAAAAUCGGCCCGUGUUAAAGGGCUUAGUUUCCACCCGAAGAGACCAUGGAUUCUUGCCAGUUUGCACAACGGAGUCAUUCAACUGUGGGAUUACCGCAUGUGCACCUUGAUUGACAAAUUCGACGAGCAUGACGGUCCAGUCCGAGGGAUUGACUUUCACAAGCAGCAGCCCUUGUUUGUGUCUGGAGGAGAUGACUACAAAAUCAAGGUAUGGAACUACAAAUUAAGGCGAUGUCUGUUCACACUGCUUGGACACUUGGAUUAUAUCCGGACUACCUUUUUCCACCAUGAGUAUCCCUGGAUUUUGAGUGCAUCAGAUGACCAGACCAUCCGCAUCUGGAAUUGGCAGUCUCGUACUUGUGUCUGUGUCUUGACGGGUCACAAUCACUAUGUGAUGUGUGCUCAGUUCCACCCCUCAGAGGACCUGGUGGUGUCAGCCAGCCUGGAUCAGACUGUGCGCGUGUGGGAUAUCUCUGGUUUGAGGAAGAAGAACCUCUCCCCAGGCGCCGUGGAGACAGAAGUGCGAGGGCUCACAGGAGUGGAUUUGUUUGGGGCCUCUGAUGCUGUAGUGAAACACGUUCUUGAGGGUCACGACCGCGGGGUUAACUGGGCCGCCUUCCAUCCCACCAUGCCCCUCAUCGUCUCAGGAGCGGAUGACCGCCAGGUCAAGAUCUGGAGGAUGAAUGAGUCCAAAGCCUGGGAGCUGGACACCUGCAGGGGACAUUACAACAAUGUGUCCUGUGCCGUCUUCCACCCCCGCCAGGAGCUAAUCCUGUCCAACUCUGAGGACAAGAGCAUCCGCGUGUGGGACAUGUCCAAGAGGACCGGUGUGCAGACCUUCCGCAGGGACCACGACCGCUUCUGGGUGUUGGGGGCUCACCCUAACCUCAACCUCUUUGCUGCAGGGCAUGACAGUGGGAUGCUGGUGUUUAAGCUGGAGCGGGAGAGGCCGGCCUACGCUGUGUACGGCAACAUGCUGUACUACGUGAAGGACCGCUUCCUGCGCCAGCUGGACUUCAACAGCAGCAAAGACACGGCUGUCAUGCAGUUGCGCAGUGGGUCCAAGUUCCCCGUGUUCAGCAUGUCUUACAACCCGGCCGAAAAUGCUGUUCUGCUGUGUACUAGAGCCACUAAUCUGGAGAACAGCACAUACGACCUUUACUCCAUCCCACGUGAGAGUGACUCCCAAAACCCUGAUGCUCCUGAAGGCAAGCGCUCUUCUGGUCUGACGGCUGUGUGGGUAGCCAGGAACAGAUUUGCCGUUUUGGACCGCAUGCACUCGCUGUUGAUCAAGAACCUGAAGAAUGAGAUCGUGAAGAAGGUGCAGGUUCCGAGCUGCGAGGAGAUCUUUUACGCGGGGACGGGCUCUCUGCUGCUGCGCGACCCUGACGGAGUCACGCUGUUCGACGUGCAGCAGAAACGCUCCCUCGCCACCGUCAAGAUCGCCAAGGUCAAGUACGUGGUGUGGAGCACCGACACCAGCCACGUGGCCCUGCUAGCCAAACACGCCAUCAUGAUCUGCAACAGGAAGCUGGAGAGCCUGUGCAACAUCCAUGAGAACAUCCGUGUGAAGAGCGGCGCCUGGGACGAGAGCGGCGUCUUCAUCUACACCACCUCCAACCACAUCAAAUACGCCCUCACCUCAGGUGAUCACGGCAUCAUCCGUACGCUGGACCUUCCCAUCUACGUGACGCGUGUGCGGGGAAACAGCGUGUACUGCCUGGACCGCGAGUGUCGCCCUCGUGUGCUCAACAUCGACCCCACCGAGUAUCGCUUCAAACUGGCGCUGGUCAGCCGCAAAUACGAGGAGGUGUUGCACAUGGUACGUAAUGCUAAGCUGGUGGGCCAGUCCAUCAUUGCCUACCUGCAGAAGAAGGGCUAUCCGGAGGUGGCGCUGCACUUCGUGAAGGACGAGAAGACCCGCUUCAGCCUGGCUCUGGAGUGUGGCAACAUUGAGGUGGCGCUGGAGGCUGCUAAGGCCCUAGAUGAGCGCAGCUGCUGGGAGCGUCUGGGAGAGGCCGCACUGCUGCAGGGUCACCACCAGGUGGUGGAGAUGUGCUACCAGAGGACCAAGAACUUUGACAAGCUCACCUUCCUCUACCUUAUCACUGGCAACCUGGCCAAGCUUCGCAAGAUGAUGAAGAUCGCUGAGAUCAGGAAGGACAUGAGUGGACACUACCAGGGAGCCCUGUACCUGGGAGACGUCAGUGAGAGAGUGCGCAUCCUGAAGAACUGUGGACAGAAGUCUCUGGCCUACCUGACUGCCGCCACCCAUGGCCUGGAUGAGGAGGCGGAGGCCCUGAAGGAGACCUUUGACCUUGAGAAGGAAGUGAUUCCAGAGGUGGACUCCAAUGCCCAGCUGUUGCAGCCCCCUCCUCCCAUCAACCCCUUGGACACCAACUGGCCCCUGCUCACUGUCUCCAAGGGCUUCUUUGAGGGAGCCAUCGCUGCCAAAGGUAAAGCUGGUCAGAUGGCUGCAGACCCGGACAUGGAGGCCCCAGGAGGAGAGGGCUGGGGAGAAGAUGCCGAACUGCACCUGGAUGAAGAUGGCUUUGCUGAUGCCCAGGAUGUGUUGGGUGAUGAGGCAGGCAGCAGGAAGGAGGAGGGAGGCGGUUGGGAUGUAGAGGAGGAUCUAGACUUGCCUCCAGAGCUGGAGCUGGCUGCUGGUGCAGGAGGCGGAGAUGAGGAGGGCUUCUUUGUUCCGCCCACCAAGGGCAUGAGCCCCGCCCAGAUGUGGUGCAACAACUCCCAGCUGGUUGUGGACCACCUUCUGGCAGGGUCCUUCGAGACCGCCAUGAGGCUGCUGCACGACCAGGUGGGUGUGGUGUGCUUCGAGCCCUACAAGCAGCUCUUCAUGCAGACGCUGUCGCGCGGCCGCACCGCCUACCUGGGCCUGCCCUCGCUGCCCUGCCUGCGCGGCCACCCGCUGCGCAACUGGAAGGACGCGGGCGUCAAGGGUGGCCUUCCGGCCGUGGGCUUGCGCCUGGCCGACCUCAUCUCCCGCCUGCAGCAAUGCUACCAGCUCACCACGGCGGGGCGCUUCGAGGAGGCCGUUGAGCGCUUCCGCGUCAUCAUGCUGUCCGUACCGCUGCUGGUGGUCGACAACAAGCAGGAGAUCGCAGAGGCUCAGCAACUUAUCACCAUCUGCAGAGAGUACAUUGUUGGGCUCACCAUGGAAACGGAAAGGAAGAAGCUUCCAAAAGAGACCCUUGACCACCAGAAGAGGCUGUGUGAGAUGGCGGCGUACUUCACGCACUGUAACCUGCAGCCAGUUCACAUGGUCCUGGUGCUGCGCACAGCUCUCAACCUCUUCUUCAAGCUGCGCAACUUCAAGACCGCGGCUGGCUUCGCACGGCGCUUGCUUGAGCUGGGCCCCAAACCAGAGGUGGCACAACAGACAAGGAAGAUACUGGCUGCGUGUGAGAAGACUCUGACAGACGCACACCAGCUGAACUACGACCCCCACAAUCCGUUUGACCUGUGCGCCGCCUCUUACACUCCGCUGUACCGUGGUCGGCCAGUGGAGAAGUGCCCCCUGUCGGGAGCCUGUUACUGUCCCACGUACAAGGGGCAGAUCUGCAGGGUCACACAGGCAACGGAGAUCGGAAAGGACGUGAUUGGUCUGCGUGUCAGCCCCCUGCAGUUCCGUUAGAGGGAAGAGAAGGGAACGCUACAGGUCCAUCUAGCGGUGCCAGUGCCCAGGCUGGCACAUUCGAUUAUGUCAGAAAACGAAAUGCCUUUUUUUCCCCCACUGGCUUUCUUUCCUCUGCUUCUCUGGUUUUCCACACUCAUCUGCAUUUAUAGAAGGAACUGGCACCACUGAUCUCCAGUGCUAGAGUAGAGUUGUGACCAGUUGUGUACAGUAUCAAAUAAACAACCUAUUUUCUGUCUGUGUCAAUACAAACCCUGGCUACCCAUCUGUGUUUUGCCUGACACCCAUGUAUUUAUCAAGAGAGUUGACACCUGUUCAGGACACAACUUAACCUUAACUUGUAGACUUAAUGCUCCAGUUGAAAUGAUAAGUAAGUAAUGUUUUAUAAUGCAUUCCACAUUGAUUCCACACAUGGAUCAUAUAAGUUCAUUUGGCUUCUUGAAGAUUAUGGUAGCUCAUAUGAAUACAUAUUGUUUUGGUCAGGCUCUUUUAUGAAAAAGACAUCAAAUGUAUUACUUUGCUAUUUCUUCUUCUGCAAACACGGAAAUAAAUGCUUGGCCUCUCA
Molecule: messenger RNA, 4461 nt
Organism: Clupea harengus (Atlantic herring)
Lineage: Eukaryota; Metazoa; Chordata; Actinopteri; Clupeiformes; Clupeidae
Gene: copa
Product: coat protein complex I subunit alpha
Biological process (GO): endoplasmic reticulum to Golgi vesicle-mediated transport; intracellular protein transport; intra-Golgi vesicle-mediated transport
Cellular component (GO): COPI vesicle coat
Molecular function (GO): structural molecule activity; protein binding
Source: RefSeq, a predicted model, not a curated record